UCGACGUCUAUCGUGUGAAACGGGAGUGCGGGGCGAGGAAAAACAAAAUGGUGUGCGCUUGUUUUUGACACAAUGUUGCGCUAAAGGCUUCGCGGUACGUGAAAAAGAAAAAUAUUGCGGAAAAAUCAAUUUCCGCCCGUGCGAAAGUAUUUCCGAUCGCAAGUGCAAUUUGGGCCGCGCCGCCGGGAUGUGAAUUUCAGAGCGUAAUCGUGAAAAUAACUGCGAAAAAUCGGAAGAUCAUACUGCGGUGACUUAUAUAUUGACCGAGAUUAAAAAAACACAAAUUAUCGAUUGCAAAAAAAAACUCAUCCUCGAUAGACCGCCCAUUCGAUACAUUUUCGAAUAGGAUUCAAAUAGAACACUUCCACUCCCACCACGGUUGACGAUUGCCCAUAAUGGACGAAAGCAGCGAUCGACCUCCGUCGACCGAUCAGCCAGUUCAGGAGCCAGCACAAUCGGCAGCGGAUGCUGUGGAUUCUGCUGGCGCUGGUACUGGACCUGCCACCGAAGAAGAAUCUCAAGAGUCUUCUUCAGUAGCCGGUACGGACGAGGUCGAAGGCCAACGGGUUGCCGCUGUUGAAGAGUCGCAAGACGAGGUCGCUGCUGAAGCUUCCACAGAAACGCCGGAAGAAGCAAUGGACGUGGAUGGUGGCGAGAAGAAGCAAAGUGACGGUAACGAUGAUGGGGACAGUUUUGCACCCACGCUGGAGACGGUCCAGGAGAAAGGCGAAAGUCAGAGCGUCGAUACAGAAGAAGCCCCCGUGAAGGAAGACGAUGCUAGUCGGCCGCAAAGUGCUGCUGGUGGCGACAGGGUAAACGAGAGUGAGCUUCUCGACGAUAUUGAGAUGACCAAUGUGGAGGAAACCCAACAUCGCGAGGGCGAAGACGGAGCGGAACCAAUGGACGAGACCGACAAGUCUCACGAUCAGUCGACUACCUUGGAUCCGUUCGAUCAGAUUAAGCAUGCGGAGCAAUCGAAGGACGAGUCUUCAAUACAGAACGAAAGCAGUGUGGCGGGAGAUGAGGUGGAUUCAACCGUAGUAACCACCACCGAAGCGGAUGAGUCAACCCAAGUGAACGAAUCGUCGGCGAUGGACGCAUCGGCAAACGAUGACGCCGAUCACGUAGAUGAAAGUGUAGCAGAAGAAGGAGUCGACGAGCUGACGGAAGGCGAAGGUGUUGAUGAAAACGUGUGUCUUCUGCCGGACGAUGAACGGGAGUUAUCGGAUGCAGAUAAAGAGCGAGCUCGCGUCGCUCGUGAAGCAGCUGAGGAGUCGGAGAAAAGUCAAGACGGUAUGGAUGCUGCGCCAGCAGAAGGUGAGACCGAAGGCGAAAAAGAAGCUGCUGCAGCUGAAAAAGAGCCCACUGAAGAUGAAACAUCAAAGAAUAAGGACAAACCCGAUGGAGAGGAACCACCGGUAGAAACCCAGACUGAUAAAGAACCACCGACGACGGAGGAAGCAGAAGUUCGGUUAGAAGCCGGAGCCGAACAAACGGAUGACGUUGAGUUGGAACAGGACCAUGCAGCUGAUGCCCCACCGCAGGUCAACCAAAUCCGCGAGGUUCCGGAGCCGAUGGAGCAGACUUGCCUGAAGUGUAGCGAAUCGAAGGUCUGCGAGUACAGUUUGAUCCAAGAGGACGGAGAAGAGGCCAAAUUCAUCUGCUCGUUCGACUGCGUCCAGUCGAUGCGAACGGAAAACCCGGGCCAGUAUGAGCUGAUCCAGAAGCGAGUUGGAAUUGUGCAGAUCUUCGACUGUCAAGAAGCGUGUUCCCGAUGUGAGAAGACGACGACAUGCAAAUAUCGAUAUCAGACUGGGAAGAGUGGUGACGAGGGCCGAUAUAAGUACCUUUGCGAUAUGAAAUGCGUAGAACAUCUUACGACGAUCAACGGGGAGAAAUAUGUGCUGAAGAGGAAACGCUAUCUGAUUGAUGAAAAGGCCGCAAGUGAAACGAAAAAAUGUAUCCAAUGCAAUGAUGUCAAGGAGUGCAAAUACUUCUUUCAGCAAGACGAUGACGAGUUGUUCAUUUGUCACGAAGAUUGUCUGAAUCUGUUGAUGACGGAACAUCAGGAUCUGUUCCGGUUGAAGCGGAGAUCGGUGCGGGUGAGGGAUCUUCCCAAGAGAGUUCCGAAUGAGCCAGAGCAACCCCAAGAGCCAGCCAAGGCGGUAGCCAGAACGGAAGAAGAAGCCGAGCAUGCUCGGUUAGAUCGAGAGGCCAGCUUCAUGCGACGAUGCGCGCAAUGUUUCCAGCUGAUCUCACAACUCACAGAGAAGACACUCCAAUGGGAGACUAUGGACUUUUGUAAUGAGAAAUGUCUAGGCGUUUAUCAAAACUCAGUUGGUUCAAACUGUGCCAUGUGCAACAAUUCAGUAUCGGUGACUAGCUUAGGUAAAUACUGUGUCCGUUUUGGAUUCGAUAUUCGGCAAUUUUGUCGCUCUAGUUGUCUGGAUCAAUACAAGAAAAAUUUGAAGGCCUGUUCUUACUGUCAACGAGACAUAACUGUUGGGGAGCUCGGAUUUUUGGCACCGGUCGGCGAUAAAGGCCUGUUCAAAGAUUUUUGUACUCAGGUUUGCUUGAAGAAAUACGAAGAAGUCCUCGAUCCAAGUAAAAGACAGGUGCCUCAUGUAUGUGCAGUUUGUAAUCAUGAGAAAGUCGCAAAGAUCAACGUCAUGCUCGACAACAGAGAACAUUUCUUCUGUAGUACCCCGUGCUUCUCUGCGUUCAAGUUCGUCAACAAUGUUUGUCCAGACGAAUGUGCCAUGUGCAAGGUCUUCUUCGAGCGAAAAUCUAGUGAUUCAUUCACUAUUUUUACAUCCGACCGUGAAUCCGAUAAUGUUCCAUUCUGCUCCAGAAUAUGUAUGAAUCUCUACAUUAUAACUAACAGAAAGAUUGUGUCCUGUAAUUGGUGUAAAGUGAAAAAGUACAAUUUCGACAUGAUCCAGAAAAUGAUUGGAAACACAGCCAUGUGUUCGCUGAAUUGUCUCACCUUGUGUGAAGUGUCAGUCAACGCCCUCUCGAUGAAGCAGGUCCACUGCGAUCACUGUAAGUUGCUAAAAACUCCGCAGUACCACUUGACGAUGAGUGACGCCAGCGUGCGAAAUUUUUGCACCUACCAAUGUGUUAUGUCGUUCCAAAGCCAGUUCAACAAAACUCCGUUAACGAUUGACUCCGAAGAAACUCGCAACAAUCCUGUCCCCACUGGAUUGCCGAAGCGUGUCAAAAAGACCGCUAUGCUCCCCGGAGUAACUUUGCCGGCGUCAGUUGCUUCAAGCCCACAUUCAUCGACAAGAAAAACUGGAAGACCGCCACGUACGGCAGCGGCUGUUGCCAAUGCGGUUAUGUCAUCUACGGAUCUCCCGGUAAUAGCAUCUGUACAAUCGUUGGCCGGACACAUCAACGCAGCUGCCAACCGGUCCACGCGAUCAAAGGGUGGACGACCGCCAAGCACUGCUACUCCGACGCGUUCGUCAAAUGCGAAUAUGCCCGAGUUGAGGGUAUCGUUGGAACCAUUGAGCGUCCAGUUGAAUACAGCUCCACAGAAGAGGUACGAACCACCGCCGCCACCCCCUCCACCGAAAGUGGAGUUGAAGACGCAGAUUGUCACGAUUCCCCCGACACCUGUUCCGGUUGCAAACGCUGGUACCAUGUGUAAACCGAUGCAACAAUCAAAAGCGGUUAGUUGUAGGCCUGUUCAGUGCAACGUUGAGUGUCAAACAGAGGAAUGGUUACAGAGGAAAAUCGUUAUACCAAUUCCAGUUCCAAUCUACGUUCCAUCUCCCAUGCAUAUGUUCUCUUUGCCGACUCCCGUCCCAAUUCCCUUUCCCCUUCCUAUUCCUGUUCCCGUAUUCAUACCGACAACGCGCAACUCCGCCAACGGCAUCAUGAAGGAAAUCAAGAAGAUUCAGGACAAAAUGCCUACCGAUCCGUACGAAGCCGAACUGCUUAUGAUGGCCGAAAUGGUUGCCGGCGACAAGAAAAAGGACGACGACGAUUCCGAUUCGGAUGAUGCGGCUGCCGACGAGCAGUUUACCGCCAAUUCCGUCGCCAUGGAGAACAACACCUCCUUCAACGAAGAUCUGGUCCAGAUGGCUCUCAAGAUGGCGUCAAAUGAUUUCGAAGAGCCUGCCGUCGACCUGGAGUCCGCUAUGCAGGCCAACACAAUUGCACAACAACAGGCGGCCGCCGCUGCCCACCAUGGCUACGGACAUGACGAUGGUUCCCAGCAGCAGCUGCAUCAUCAUCAGCUAAUGAUGCUGGAACAGCAAAGGCAAACAACACCCGCUCCCCAGCGAGGCGGACGCAAACGAGCACCGGCCACACCCCGAACGAACAACAACAAUCGGCAACAAAUUUCGCCCAACAAACGCAUCAAACGAGAACAGAUCAGCGAACCCUCGCCGGAACCGCCAAGGGAACCUGUCGAGAAACCGGACGCCAACAUGUGUCUCAAGUACACGUUCGGUGUAAACGCAUGGAAACAGUGGGUCUUGACCAAGAACGCCGAUCUCGAAAAGAGCACUAUCCGACGAAAACCAUUCAAAUCAGAAAUUCUUCAGCUGACGGCCGACGAACUGAACUAUUCGCUUUGUCUGUUCGUAAAAGAGGUCCGGAAACCGAACGGAACGGAGUACGCUCCCGAUACGAUAUACUAUUUGGUGUUAGGUAUUCAACAGUAUCUAUUUGAGAACGGUCGAAUAGACAACAUUUUCACCGAUCCCUACUAUGAGCGCUUCACGGAUUGUUUAGAUGAAGUGGCCAAGAAAUUCUCCGUGCUGUACAACGAUUCCCAAUACAUUGUAACCCGUGUAGAAGAGGAACACCUCUGGGAGUGUAAACAAUUGGGAGCACACUCGCCACAUGUGCUACUCAGCACACUAAUGUUCUUCAACACGAAACACUUUAACUUGACGACUGUUGAAGAACACAUGGAGCUCAGUUUCUCGCACAUCAUGAAACACUGGAAGCGGAAUCCCAAUCAGGGUGGGGCUAAAAUGCCUGGAUCGCGGAAUGUUUUGCUACGAUUCUAUCCUCCACAGUCGUCACUGGCCGCCAAUGCGAGAAAGAAGAAAGUCUACGAACAGCAGGAAAAUGAGGAAAAUCCACUACGGUGUCCGGUGAAGCUGUACGAGUUCUAUCUUUCAAAAUGCCCGGAAAGCGUGAAGACCCGCAAUGACGUAUUCUACCUGCAACCGGAACGAUCCUGUGUGCCGGAUUCACCCGUCUGGUACUCGACGCAAGCCCUCAGCAAGGAUGCCCUCAGCAAAAUGUUGCACAGGGUUAAGAUGGUGAAGGAAAUCAACAUCGCCUUACUCACCAGCUAAUGAAACGAGUCCCAAGAUGACGAGGACAGUGCUAGCUGCAACAACAGCACUAACCACAACCUAAUCAACACCACCAUUAACAAUUCCGCCAUUAGCAGUGCCGCUACGGUGGCCAAUUUUUGCUCGAUGAAUCACGUUGCCAAUGCGCUCAGUUCUCUUCCCUUCCGCAGUCUGCAGACGUCACUUCAGCAGCUGCAGCAGCAGCAACAACAACAACAGCAAGGCAGCAAUGGUGGGUCCCAAACGGUGAACUCAACAUCCGCAUCCUCAUCGACCGGUGGUAAUUCUUCUUCCUCUUCCACUAGCGCAGCAAACGCGGUGGUAACCGGAUCAGGAGGUCAACAGCAGCCAUCAAGUUUUAUGGCCAAUAACACGACCCAUCCUCCACCACCACCGGAUUACGAUUACUACUACAAUGACUACUACCGUCGCUGGAGCGGGAUCAUGAACUUUCAUCGCUGAUCGGGAGGACGCUUUGUGGACGUUGUUGGCUAGGGCUGGACUACUCUCGUCAAAAAUACUUUUAACGUACCGAAAGGUAAAAUUACAAUCGUUGUCCUAUAGGAGAAAGUUCAAAAGUUUUCAGGAAUGAUCCAAAUUCGUCAGGUGCAAAGCACCGUUCUCCGCCGCACGGUAAAAAGCAAAACUGCAGAAUAAUGAGUUUCUUUUGAAUCCCCUUAUGCGACUCAAAUUUAUUGACUAUUUUGUUGUUAUUCGAUUUAGAGCACACAUUUAUUUACCCGGUCAGAAAGCAGUAAGAAUUUCGUUUUCUCCCUUUACUUAUAUAAGUGCUAUUUUAAGUUUUAUUUCAAGCGAGAGGAUCACGAGUCUUUGUAAAUAUUACUUUAGUCUUGCUUGAAGAUAGUGACACAUCUACAACAGCAUUCGCGCGAGAAUGAAACAAAAUUUGGAUUCAAGAAGUGCAAACAAACAAUUUUAGAACAAUAGAAACAAACAGGCAAACACAUUCAAGCAUUCAAGAAUUCAACCCAUUAGUGUAUGCGUCUAAUAAAUAGAGAAGUAACUAAUGAAAUAUUGCACACACUUUACUGUUUAGAAAUCUUAAAACGGAGAGGUUGUUUGAUUACUUCGAAAUGUAAGUCGAACACACUCAGCGUGAGCCGCUGGAUCCGUCGGUUCAUCCUCCUACUUAAGGUUUGGUUUUAUUUUGCCGGUCCCAAUCCAAGUAUGUAUGGCGAACGUAGUCAGAGAGAUGUAUAAGCGUUAUCGAGUGUGAAAUAUCAAAUAUUAAGCGACUUAGCUAUGUUCGUUGCAGUAUAGAAUCAGGCAAAUAACAGAGAGAAGCAUAUUUUUUUCAAUGUAAAAUACUACCGAUAAGACACAAAUCACACAUACACACAGAUACUGGCAAACAAUGAUAAGCAAAAUAUAAUUCUAUUUGGUCAAAAAGCAUACAGAUUAGAAAUAAAGAAAACAGAAAGUAAUUGGAAGUA
Molecule: messenger RNA, 6775 nt
Organism: Armigeres subalbatus
Lineage: Eukaryota; Metazoa; Arthropoda; Insecta; Diptera; Culicidae
Gene: woc
Product: zinc finger MYM-type protein 4
Exons: 8
Coding region: 396-5321 (1641 amino acids)
Molecular function (GO): zinc ion binding
Source: RefSeq, a predicted model, not a curated record